This is a messenger RNA of Kuraishia capsulata CBS 1993, 1533 nucleotides long. RefSeq lists its product as uncharacterized. The record is from RefSeq and is a predicted model, not a curated record. The transcript has a single exon. Lineage: Eukaryota; Fungi; Ascomycota; Pichiomycetes; Pichiales; Pichiaceae. The coding region runs from base 1 to 1533 and encodes 510 amino acids.
AUGUUUGGAAUCACCUCCCAAACAUAUCCACCAACCAUGUUCAUGACCUUUUUUCAGCCGCACACGAAAUUCUCAUAUGUGGUUAUGAACCCUGUAUUUCUGGCUCGGCACUCGUGGUAUAAACACCUCGGAACACGGGAGUUUUGCAAGCUUUCUUCUUCUCCCAAGAGCUGUCAAACAAUAAUGAAGUGCACUCAGUCGUUGGUCGCACUUUUGUUGCUGGCCCUGAGUUGUUCGGCUAAUCCGAUUUUCUACCGGCUUUUAGCGGAUCAACCGACAUCCACUCUUGUCCAACAGGAAACCACUCAGACCGUCAUCCCAGCGCAAACCACUGGUUCGAUUGCAUUUGAGAAGAGAGAAGCUAGGAAAAAUAAGGCUAUUUACAACAAAGAAUGGCUGGCAGAACAGAAUGGUGAAUCCAGUACCAGUGAGACUCCCAAGCCAUGGCUAAGAACCAUUUACUCCACCAAGAAAGAGGUUGUUACACCAACUGUUGUUGCUGGAGUGACGUUUAGUGCAAAGCCACCCAAGGAAACCGACGGCUUAGAGCCUUGGAUAUCUCUGAAGAAAGAUGGUACUCCUGUGACGGUUAAGCCUAAGCUGAAGAAUGGACAGAUCAAGAACGGAAAGCCUGAUUUGUCGACCUAUUUCCAGACUGCAACAACCGUGAUUUACAACCAGAAGGAUCUGAAGGCUCAUAACCUUCCCGCUGAUGCAAUUCACGAGGAGGUCGAGUAUAUUGACGAAGAUCAGACGUAUGUUUCGUUGAAUCCCCUUAUGAGAUGCACUCCAGACUUCUACUUCAAGAAAGGUCGGGCUGGUCACCUGAGCAGUGAACCAUUCUGUACGCCAAAAGAGAACACCGAUAUGAAGGCCUCAAACACGCAUUUCGUCACGUGGUACACUCGCUUUUUUGAGGAAGCAACAAACGUGAGAAUUCAUUUGGCUUACAUCAAGGAAUCUUCUCGUGACAAGGGUAUGGGUAAGCGUGACCUACUACCCAGCGACGCAAAGCUGGACUAUGAUAGUUCCGGGUUGUCCGGAACAGAAGGUGCUUUGCCUGGAACUUUCUACACUUCCGAGUGGAUCCUUAACCGAGAUGGCUUCUUCGCGCUGGAAGUGCAAGAGGAGUGGCUCCAGGGAUUAUUCCACAAGAAGGUGGCGAUUUACAUUCAACCAGACUCUGUCAGCGACGAAGACUUUCAACUCCUAGACCCUUCCAACAUGGUAUUGGUCAACUUCAUCAAGAAAAGCGUUGUUGGAAAGAACUCGAAGCUGGACCGUACUCUCCAGGACAUGGGAGGAACUGAUGACAAUGUAUACUACGUGGUGAUGACUAUUCCCACCAUGGUGAUCAUUGCGGUCUUUGGAAUGUAUGCGUUUCUGUACAUCAACAAGGGGCAUCGUGACUUGUCGCAUUUGCGCAAGCCCAAGAGCAGCAGAUUUGGCAGAAAUCACCACCAUUCGAAGUACUCCUCCCUACCAUCAUACAAAAACGACGUUGCUUUGGAUAUCAGAAACAAGCACUCCUGA